AUGCAGGAUUUCCUCUGGGAGAACCAGAGCUCUGUGUCUGAGUUCAUCCUUCUGGGCUUCUCCAAGGAUUCCCAAAUUAAUGCAAUCCUCUUCAACAUCUUCCUCUUCCUCUACCUCUCUACCCUUGUGGGCAAUGGGCUCAUUGUCACCGUAAUCCACCUGGACUCCCGCCUCCACACACCCAUGUACUUUUUCCUCAGUGUCCUCUCUCUGCUGGAUGUGAGCUAUGUCACCACCACUGUGCCCCAGAUGCUGGUGCAUCUGGUCUGUCAGAAGAAAACUAUCUCUUAUAUUGGGUGUGUGGCCCAGAUGUACAUCUUUCUGGUGCUGGGCAUCACUGAGGGCUGGCUGUUCUCUGUCAUGGCCUAUGAUAGAUAUGUGGCCAUCUGCUACCCACUCAGGUACAAGGUUAUCAUGAGCCCAUGGCUGUGUGGGGCAAUGGUGGUCUUUUGUGGACUUUGGGGUGUCAGCUGCUCCCUAGUUUACACUGUCUUCACUAUGCGCCUGCCCUACUGUGGCCCCAAUGAGAUCAACCACUUCUUCUGUGAGGUUCCUGCUGUUCUGAAGCUGGCCUGUGCAGAUACAUCCCUCAAUGACCAAGUAGAUUUCAUCCUAGGUUUCAUCCUUCUUCUGGUACCCCUUUCCUUCAUUCUGGCCUCUUAUAUCCGCAUCUUUGCCACCAUAUUGAGAAUUCGCUCAGCCCAAGGUCGGCUCAAGGCCUUCUCCACCUGUGCCUCCCACAUCACUGUGGUCACCAUGUUCUGUGGACCUGCCAUGUUUAUGUACAUGAACCCUGGGGCCAAUGCCUCCCCAGAGCGGGACAAGAAACUGGCCCUGUUCUACAACGUCAUCUCUGCCUUUCUCAACCCCAUCAUCUACAGCCUCAGAAACAAAGAUGUAAAGAGGGCUUUCCUCAAGCUAACAGGCAGGGGCAGGACCACUGAAUGA
This is a messenger RNA of Rangifer tarandus platyrhynchus (Svalbard reindeer), 948 nucleotides long. The record is from the annotation of a GenBank genome assembly. Lineage: Eukaryota; Metazoa; Chordata; Mammalia; Artiodactyla; Cervidae.